ACUUGUUUAUAGGUGAGGUGUGUACUUGUUUAUAGGUGAGAUGUGUACUUGUUUACAGGUGAGGUGUGUACUUGUUUACAGGUGAGGUGUGUACUUGUUUACAGGUGAGGUGUGUACUUGUUUACAGGUGAGGUGUGUACUUGUUUACAGGUGAGAUGGGCUGUCUGGGAGGGAAGACGGAGGAAGAACGACUGGAUGAAAAAGCAAAGAGAGAAGCAAACAAGAAGAUUGAGAGACAACUUCAGAAAGAGAGACAGGCUUACAAAGCUACACAUAGACUAUUACUGCUGGGUGCAGGAGAAUCAGGUAAAAGCACGAUUGUGAAACAGAUGAGGAUUCUUCACGUCGACGGCUUCAACGAUGAAGAAAAGCAGGAGAAGACUCAGGACAUCAGGAAAAACGUGAAGGACGCCAUCGUGGCCAUCGUGUCAGCCAUGAGUUCGUUGACUCCACCCAUGCCUAUUGGUAACCCUGGCAACCAGUUCAGAGUUGAUUACAUCAACAGCAUCGCACCGCUGUCUGACUUUGAAUACACUGAGGAGUUCUUUGAGCAUACUCAGAAGCUCUGGGAGGAUGAUGGCAUCAGGGCAUGUUUUGAACGCUCCAACGAAUAUCAGCUGAUCGACUGCGCUCAGUAUUUCCUGGACAAGUUGGACUCAGUCAGGAGGACGGACUAUACGCCCACUGACCAGGAUUUGUUGCGCUGCAGAGUUUUGACUUCAGGGAUAUUUGAAACCAGGUUCCAGGUCGACAAGGUCAACUUCCAUAUGUUUGAUGUAGGCGGACAGAGGGAUGAACGCAGGAAGUGGAUUCAGUGCUUCAACGAUGUGACGGCCAUCAUCUUCGUCGCCGCCAGCAGCAGCUACAACAUGGUCAUCAGAGAGGACAACUCCACCAAUCGACUGCGAGAGUCUCUGGACCUCUUCAGGUCCAUCUGGACCAACAGGUUUCUGAAGACCAUAUCCGUGAUCUUGUUCCUGAACAAACAGGACGUCCUUGCUGACAAAAUUCUGGCAGGAAAAUCUAAACUGGAGGAUUAUUUCCCUGAAUACAACAACUACACAGUUCCUGUUGAUGCUGUUGCAGAUGCUGAUGAGGACGCUAGAGUGGCCCGAGCAAAGUUCUUCAUCAGAGAUGAAUUUUUGCGGAUCAGCACGGCGAGCAGCGAUGGGAAACAUCACUGUUAUCCUCACUUCACCUGUGCAGUGGACACUGAGAACAUCCGGCGCGUCUUCAACGACUGUCGUGACAUCAUUCAGCGCAUGCACCUGAGGCAGUACGAGCUGCUCUGAUUGGCUGCUGGGGGAUCACAUGUCUAGAGGCUGAUAUCUUAUCAAUAGCUGAUCAAUGCUUAUAGAUCCUAAUAUAUUUAUAACUUCUAUGAUCACAGACAUUUAAUACACAGCUGUUGACGUUUAUUGAUUAGGACAGACUGGAAGUAUCUGAACCUAUAUUUUGUUUCUGUGCUGAUGUCCGACACAGGGGAUUGUGGGUAGUGUAGUUCUGAUGUUGAAAAGAGCAGAGAUUGUUAUUUACCUGCCGUUGCCACAGCAAGAGCGAGAUUUCAUAAUUAGGGGGCGGGGUUAAAGACAAAUCUAAAUCUAUUUUUUCAUGUUUAUUGUAAUUAACUUUUCUCUGAUUGGCCGUUUCCUUCUCUGAUGCAACUUGUAGAUUUGUACGUGA
Molecule: messenger RNA, 1683 nt
Organism: Hippoglossus stenolepis (Pacific halibut)
Lineage: Eukaryota; Metazoa; Chordata; Actinopteri; Pleuronectiformes; Pleuronectidae
Product: guanine nucleotide-binding protein G(olf) subunit alpha
Exons: 12
Coding region: 156-1292 (378 amino acids)
Biological process (GO): adenylate cyclase-modulating G protein-coupled receptor signaling pathway
Cellular component (GO): heterotrimeric G-protein complex
Molecular function (GO): GTPase activity; G-protein beta/gamma-subunit complex binding; G protein-coupled receptor binding
Source: RefSeq, a predicted model, not a curated record